Molecule: messenger RNA, 2736 nt
Organism: Fraxinus pennsylvanica
Lineage: Eukaryota; Viridiplantae; Streptophyta; Magnoliopsida; Lamiales; Oleaceae
Source: the annotation of a GenBank genome assembly
AUGACUAAAAAUGUCAGUGCUCCUUCUAGACCAAGCGUGGUGAAUAUUGGAGCUUUGUUCACAUUCAAUUCGACUAUUGGACGAUCAGCAAAGCCAGCUCUUCUUGUGGCAAUUGACGAUGUCAAUUCUGAUUCUACCAUUCUUAACAACACAAAGAUUAACCUCAUUCUGCAGGAUACCUAUUGCAAUGAGUUUCUUGGAACCAUUGAAGCUAUGCAGUUGAUGGGUAAAGAAGUAGUCGCUGCAAUUGGUCCACAGUCCUCUGGGAUAGCCCAUGUUAUUUCACAUGUCGUGAAUGAACUUCAGGUGCCACUUUUGUCAUUUGGGGCUACAGAUCCAACUCUUUCUUCUCUGCAGUACCCAUACUUCCUCCGUACAACGAUAAGUGAUCAUUUUCAGAUGUAUGCAAUUGCUGAUUUGGUGCAGUAUUUUGGAUGGAGAGAAGUAGUUGCCAUCUUUGUUGACGACGAUUAUGGUAGAAAUGGGAUUUCGGUUUUGGAUGAUGCACUUACUAAGAACCGUGCUAAGAUUUCUUACAAAGCUGCAUUUGCUCCUGGAGCUUCUAUAAGUGACAUUAACAGCCUAUUGGUUGAAGUAAACUUGAUGGAAUCGCGGGUUUUUGUGGUACAUGUAAAUCCUGAUUCUGGUCUUACAAUUUUUUCAUCAGCUAAGAGUCUUGGAAUGAUGAACCCCGGUUAUGUUUGGAUUGCUACUGAUUGGCUUCCUUCUCUUCUAGAUCCUUCAGCAACCAAUAGUCCCGAUAGAAUGGAUCUUAUACAAGGGGUUAUCGCACUCCGCCAUCAUACCCCAGAUUCUGAUCUGAAAACAAAUUUUACUUCACGGUGGAAAGAUUCGAAGAAUAAGGAAACCCCGAAUUUUAAUUCUUAUGCUCUGUACGCAUAUGAUUCUGUGUGGUUACUUGCUCGAGCUCUUGAUAUGUUCUUCAAUGAAGGUGGAAUUGUGAGUUUUUCUGAUGACCCCAAAUUGAAAGAUACCAAUGGAAAUUCCCUGAAUCUAACAGCACUUCGAAUUUUCGAUCAAGGCUCGAAGUUACUUCAGAUACUUACUGCAAUGGAUUUCACUGGUCUAAGUGGACAAAUUCAGUUUGAUACAGAUAAUAAUUUGAUUCAUCCAGCAUUUGAUGUUAUUAACAUUGGUGGAACUGGGUUACGGAACCUUGGUUAUUGGUCAAAUUACUCAGGUUUCUCAAUUGAUGCUCCAGAAAUUUUAUCUGCAAAGCCCCCCAACACUUCCACCAGCAAUCAACAUCUUUAUGAUGUAAUAUGGCCAGGCGGAACUACAACAAAGCCUCGUGGAUGGGUGUUUCCCGACAAUGGGAGGCCUUUGCAAAUUGCAGUACCUCAUCAGGUUACUUAUCCUGAAUUUGUGACUAAAGACAAAGGACCAUUAGGGGUCAAAGGAUAUUGCAUUGAUGUUUUUGAAGCAGCUAUUCAAUUGUUGCCUUAUCCUGUUCCCCAUCAAUACAUCUUGUAUGGUGAUGGUAGAAGAAACCCUCUAUAUAACAACCUUGUGAAUGACAUUGCUCAAAAUAAAUAUGAUGCAGCUGUUGGGGAUGUUACUAUUACAACAAAUAGGACAAGAAUUGUGGACUUUACGCAGCCUUACAUGGAAUCAGGGCUCGUUGUAGUGGUUCCUGUCAAAGACAUUAAAUCUAGUCCAUGGGCUUUCCUCAAGCCAUUUUCUUGGCAAAUGUGGUGCCUAACUGGGUUGUUCUUUCUUUUCGUGGGAUCUGUUGUUUGGAUUCUUGAGCACCGAAUGAAUCCCGAAUUCCGAGGCCCUCCACGGCAACAGCUUAUAACGGUCGUUUGGUUUAGUUUCUCAACAAUGUUUUUUUCACAUAAAGAAAACACCGUAAGCACCCUGGGGCGUUUGGUGUUGAUAUUGUGGCUGUUUGUGGUGUUAAUUAUCAAUUCAAGCUAUACAGCUAGUUUGACAUCAAUACUCACAGUGCAGCAUCUGACUUCACGAAUUCAAGGGAUUGACAGCCUGAUAACCAGUUAUGAUCCAAUAGGGAUCCAAGAUGGAUCAUUUGCAUAUAAUUAUCUUACUGAUGAGUUAAACAUUGCAGAGUCCAGGCUUCGAAUAUUGAAAACCCAAGAUGACUACAUUAAUGCCCUUCAGCUAGGUCCAAAUCGUGGUGGGGUUGCUGCCAUAGUUGAUGAACUUCCUUAUAUUGAGUUAUUCUUAUCCAACACAAAGUGCAUAUUCAGUAUUGUGGGGCAAGAGUUCACAAAAAGUGGAUGGGGAUUUGCAUUUCAACGGGAAUCUCCAUUAGUGAUUGAUCUGUCAACAGCGAUCCUUCAACUUUCAGAAAACGGAGAGCUUCAGAGAAUCCACGAUAAAUGGCUGAUGCGAAAUGAAUGCUCUGUGCAAGCCAAGCAAGUAGAUGAGAGCCGGCUUUCCCUCGAGAGCUUCUGGGGCUUGUUUCUCAUAUGUGGAAUUGCCUGCUUUAUUGCAUUGAUAGUCUUUUUCUUCAGGGUUUAUGGGCAGUACAACAGAUAUAAUGGAGACAUAGAGCAACAAGACAUCGAGGAAGCUGAACCUGCAACAACACGUCCUAGUAGACGCAUCCUUGCCACCACUAGCUUCAAGGAUCUGAUUGAUUUUGUUGAUAAGAAAGAAGUCGAAGUUAAGGAGAUUCUUAGAAGGAAGAAUAGUGAUUUGAAGAGGCAACCUAGUCAAGUAUCUGAUGGACAAAACGAGUCGCUACCAUGA